AUGGAUACAAGAGACUUAAUUGAAAACCUCAAGGCAAAUCUGACUUGCUCUAUCUGCCUGGGCUACUUCACUGAUCCAGUGAUUGUCAAAUGUGGCCAUAACUUUUGCAGAGUCUGUCUUCUCAGGUGCAGAGAAGAAGCAGAUACAACAUUGAACUGCCCAGAAUGCAGAGGAGUCAUUGAAGACAGAGAUGUGGUGCCUAAUAGGAAGUUGGAGAAUCUGUCUAUGACUGGCAAAAGGCUCAGACCUCAUCUGCUUGAGAGCAUGGUGGACCUGUAUGUGUGUGAUCAGCAUGGGGAAAAAGAGAAGCUCUUCUGUGAAGAAGACCAGAGGCUCCUCUGUGAUUCCUGUGUAUUAGCCCCAGGGCACAAGGAUCACACAGUCCUUCCCCUGGAAAUGGCUGCUCACAAGUGCAAGGACAAGAUCAAGCACACCCUGAAUACCUUACAACGAAAAAAAGAAGAAUAUAAUGUUGCAUUGGACAGAGUGGGAAGGAGAGGGAGACUCUGUGGGAACGGUAUACAUUCUUUGAAAGAAUCGGUUAUUUUAGAAUACAGGAAAUUACGGGAAUUCUUAUGUGAGGAAGAAGAGCUCUAUCUACAAAGUCUGGACCAGAGACACACAGACAAUGUGGUAAAAUUGGAGAACAACAAGGCAAAACUGUUACAAAAAAUUCAAAAUCUGGAAAAAAUGAAAAUAGAACUAGAGGAGAAUUUGGACAAGGAGCCCUUGGAAAUGCUCCAGGAUAUGAAGGACACUUUGGCAAGGAAUGAGGAGCUGCUCCUUCAAGAACCAGAGGUUGCUUCCUUUGCCUGGGCCACCAGGCCCAUCACUGGCUUGACCAAGAUGCUCAAGAGAUUCCAGAGGGAUAUAAGUUUUGAUCCUAAAUCAGCCAAUCCACAUCUCAUCCUGUCUGAAGAUAUGAGGGGUGUCAAGUAUGAAGAUGUCCCACAGGACCUUCCUGACAAUAAGGAAAGAUUUAAUGAUGCUAUUGCUGUACUGGGGGCCCAGACCUUCACUUCAGGCAAACACUAUUGGGAAGUGAAGUUAGGAAAUAAGACAGAGUUGGUAGUGGGAGUCUGUAAAGAUUCAAUCAGGAGAAAAGGGAGACACUCCUCAUCAUCUAAGGAUUUUUGGAUCCUGGUAAGCUUCAGAUUGUGUAAUGAUUGUUUCCUCUGGAAUUAUCGGGAUGGCUUUCUUAUGAGCCAGCCUUUAGAGAAAAUGGGCAUUUUUCUGGAUUACGAUAAAAAACAUGUAGCAUUUUAUGAUGCUAUAGAUGGAUCCUUAAUUUGUAGUUUCUCAGACUUGGCCUUUGAAGGGCCUCUUCGCCCUUACUUCUCUUUUUGCCAUCGUAAAGAGAAAUUUCCAGCAUCAAUUGUGCUAAUUAAUAUGGGAGAUUCUCAGUGA
Monodelphis domestica (gray short-tailed opossum) is the source of this 1407-nucleotide messenger RNA. NCBI's taxonomy places the organism in Eukaryota, Metazoa, Chordata, Mammalia, Didelphimorphia, Didelphidae. The record is from RefSeq and is a predicted model, not a curated record.